Agrilus planipennis (emerald ash borer) is the source of this 1706-nucleotide messenger RNA. It is a transcript of the gene ImpL2, whose product is annotated as neural/ectodermal development factor IMP-L2. The transcript has 5 exons. NCBI's taxonomy places the organism in Eukaryota, Metazoa, Arthropoda, Insecta, Coleoptera, Buprestidae. Bases 585 to 1415 code for a protein of 276 amino acids. The record is from RefSeq and is a predicted model, not a curated record. Gene Ontology annotation, cellular component: neuron projection.
AGCCCGUUAUUAGACCGGUCCCACGGCCGCCUUUUACAUAUAAAAGCCGGGCGAAACAGCGGCAGGCAAUUUUUUUCUUAUUUUGCUACGCGACAAAAUACUUACAAUUAACAACACAUUUUUUUUUUCGUAGUGCCUUAUUUUAUUGUUUUCAAAAUACGCGUGUUUUUCAAUUAUCCGAUGAUAAUAAUACGUCACUGAAUAAUUAAUUAAUCAAAUUAAGUGUCGACUGGUGACUUUGUUAUUUAUUUGUGUAUCAGUCCCGGAGACUCCCUUGUUCUAGUUCUUCCACGACAAUAUCGUGCACAAUAAGACGCUGAUUGUAAUUACUAAAUUACCCCCUUGAUAGCGGCAAUUUCGAAGAACAAGAAUCAACCCUGUAAAGAGGCUGCAUAAUAGGAUAAUUUAAGCAACAACCACAGCGUUGCCACCACCACCCUACUACUACAAACUGAAUAAAGAGGUGUCAAAAAUAACAAGUGGUCGUACGGACGUACGGGACGCGUGGAUAUAUAAAAGGAAACAGGCGGGAUACUUUUCAACUAGUGCCAUAUUCGACAUCGUACAGGAACAACUCCAUCCUGAUGACUAAUCUUGUGUAUUACGCGUUUCUGCUGGCCACGUGCAUAGCCCUCUUUGACGUGGCAAUAUGUCGUCGUUUAUCAGAGGAUAUUGGCAACAGCGAAAACGAAAUAGGUGACGAAACGUCGAACGAAGUUGGCGUGGCGGUACCGCUGCCCCGAACAAACUCGUUCGUCAAAAUCAUCAAAGCGCCCUACGGGAUUUUGAAUAAGAAGGGAGGAGAGAGAAUAGAAUUGGAAUGUGAAGCAAUCGGAUCACCACCGCCCCUAAUGCAAUGGUUAAUGGGAAACAAGGUCCUCACAGAGAAUGAAGCUUUCGAAACCAAUUUAAUUAAUUCGAUUUCAUCGCAAGGAAGGGCGCUUACAAAAACACGACUGAUCAUAAAUAAAGCCCUUUCAGUCCACGAAGGAGUUUUCACAUGUGUUGCCGAAGCGGGUGAAAAAGUGGCGAGUGCUACUAUAACACUUCGCAUCGUCAAGACUCCCGACCAGCACAAAAACUUUUCCCGACUUCUCACCGAGAGUAUUUUGGGCCAACGUACCCAGCCCCGAAUUGUCUAUUUCUACACUACCCUGCUUGAUUUUAUGGGCAACGAUAUCGCGCUACCUUGCAAAGUAAACGGAAGUCCACAACCGGAGGUGUUCUGGACCGAUGCGAACAAGAACGUUAUCAGUAGAGACACUAAAAGCCGCGUCUCGGUCCUACCUGACGGUGAAUUGAGGAUACGCAGCCUUCGUUGGGAAGACAUGGGACCCUACACAUGUGUGGCCCAAAAUUCUGAAGGGGAUGACAGUAUUACUACAUUCUUAUACCCCAUGGCAUUAGGUAAAUAGGAAGGACGACUGACAUUUUGGCAUAAACCAGUCUUGUUCACUAUUUGAAUACAUUUCGCUAUUUAUACAUGUUCAUACGUAUAAAAUUCUAGUCCAAUUUUAAUUAAGUUGUCUUAGUUAGUCUUAAUUUUUGUAAUGGUUUAAUUUAUUAAGUGAGGAAGUGAAGGUGUGAUUAUGACAGAAGAACGACAUGAAGACGAGCAAAAGGGAAAAUUAUAUGACUUAAACAUUUAAAUUUUUAAGUAUACAAGUUUAGGUAAUUUUUAUAAGACAUGCUCUAUUAUUUAUUGC